Messenger RNA from Nerophis ophidion (straightnose pipefish), 3209 nucleotides. RefSeq names its product anaphase promoting complex subunit 5 (gene anapc5). The transcript is spliced from 17 exons. NCBI's taxonomy places the organism in Eukaryota, Metazoa, Chordata, Actinopteri, Syngnathiformes, Syngnathidae. Gene Ontology annotation, biological process: positive regulation of mitotic metaphase/anaphase transition; anaphase-promoting complex-dependent catabolic process; protein K11-linked ubiquitination. The record is from RefSeq and is a predicted model, not a curated record. Bases 227 to 2536 code for a protein of 769 amino acids. Gene Ontology annotation, molecular function: protein binding. Gene Ontology annotation, cellular component: anaphase-promoting complex.
AGCGUCAUAGUGACGUGUUUUUCAGUGGACAAGAGGAGGCUGGUUUGAAAGCAAACAAAUUGUCGGGAUGUGAAAUACUUCAGAACUAUUGAACACAUUUAAGAAGAUAGACGCGGACGAUCCACGGAAAUAUGACACCUUACCUCCAAGCAUUGUAGACGCAAAAUACAUGUUUGCACCAGUGUUAGCUUGCUAGUUAGCUAGCCAGGCAAACAAACCCAAAAAAAUGGCGAGUGUACAUGAAAGUUUGUAUUUUAACCCGAUGAUGACCAACGGUGUUGUUCACGCCAACGUGUUCGGCAUCAAAGACUGGGUGACUCCUUAUAAAAUCUCCGUCCUGGCGUUGCUGUACGAGAUGACGUCAUCGAAGAUCAUAACACUUCCGGAAAGAAGACGACUUAACAAGCUCAUCUUACCUUUGCAGCAGAGCUCAGAUCGGACUCUUGGCCAGUUCCUCAAGACUGUGGAGGAGUGUUGCCCUGAAACGGCAUAUUCCGUCAAAAUCAGGCUCCAUGAAAUGGUAGAUGGCGAGCUUAAAGACAUGGAACACUUCUUCUCGACUCUUCCCACUCCUUUCACAACUUUUGAUUCAGAGGCGUACAAAACCAGUGUUGUGGGUCUCUUCAUGAGACACAUGCUGCUGGCCUACAACAAGCUUUCCUUCAGUCAGGUGUACAAGCUGUACAAGUCCCUGCAGCAUUAUUACCACAGCCACUACCCCAAGCCCACUGAGGGCCAGGUGAGUUUGAUGGAAAUGGCUGUGGAUGACUGCGAUAUGGACCUCACCAGCGCUGAAGAUACGGUUGGUGACCGAACUGAGGCGGGGGACAUCCCUUUUGACCAAUCAGAAAUCCGGGAGGAAAACACUCCAAGUCGAGGUCCCCUGUCACAAAAGCAAGCAGAGUACUUUCUUGCACGACAGGCGUACCUUCUGAAGAAUGAUGAAAACAAAGCCCUGAAGCCUGCUGUGCUGCAGGAGGAGCUCAACAACAUGCUCAAGUUCAACCCAGACUUUGCUGAGGCGCAUUACUUGAACUAUCUGAACAGCAUCAGAGUGCAGGACAUCUUCCUCUCCGCCCAUAGUCUCUUACAUUACUUUGACCGCCUCAUCUUGUCUGGGAAUGAGGGGAAGAGCAACGGAGAUGAAGGUUAUGGCAGAAGUCUCCGCUACGCUGCUCUCAACUUAGCCAGCCUUCAUUGUCGCUUUGGACACUACUUGCAGGCUGAUUUAGCUCUGCAGGAGGCCAUCCGCAUCGCCCAGGAGUCCAAUGAUCACGUCUGCUUGCAGCAUUGUUUGAGUUGGCUCUACACACUGGAACAGAUGAAAGGAUCAGACACCACUGGGUUGACAUUGGAUUCUGUCAAAACCGCUGCUCAUUUCUGCCUGCCGUACCUGGCUUCUCUGCGCAUCCAGUCUUUGGUCCAGCAGAGGACCACGCAGGGUAAAACGGCCAUGGAGGCCCUGAAGGACGCAGACAUCCUGCACUGGAAGCACAGCUUGUCGGAGCUGAUCGAGAUCAGCUUGGCUCAGACCACGUCCAUAUGGAAGAUGUAUGGCAAGAGCACCAUGGCUCUGCAGCAGGCCCAGCUGCUUCUCCACAUGAGCAGCCUCGAGCCGGUCAAUUACGGGGUCCAGCAGAAUAAUACUGAGGCUUUUGCCGUGGCGCUCUGCCAUCUGGCUGAGUUGCACGCUGAGCAGGGCCUGUAUGGGGCUGUUGCUGACAUCCUACAGCAUCUUAAAGAUCAGUUUCCUGCUCAUACUCAGCAUGCCAAGCUCUGGAUGCUGAGUGACAUAAAAAUCCAAUUUGAGAGGCACAUGGUCGAAGGAAAGUACAAUUUGGCCGAACAACUGGUCCCGUCUAUUUCUGCUUUAAACAAAACAGAGGGUCUCUACAGGAAAGUCUGUGUCCUUAAAGUUCUGAGUCGGACCACUGAGGCUUACAGCAUCUUGCAGCGACUGCAGGCGCAUUGCGAGAAGAAUAAAUGCACAGAGACAGUCAUCAGAGUUCUGCUUUCAACAGCUGAGCUCCACUGGGAGUCAUCCGACUUUUCCACAGCACUUCCUCUCCUCUUCCAGGCCUUGGCUCUGGCCCGGCAGCACCACCUCCAGUCCCUGGCCUCAGAGACCCUCCUGCACCUGGCCUUCACUCAGUUGAUGUUGGGGGUCCCCGAGCAGGCUCUUCUGGUCCUGCAUGAAGCCAUCGAGCCCAUUCUGGCACACGGCGCCCUGGUAGACAAAGGGCGGGCCCUGUUGCUGGCAGCCCGCUGUCAGAUGGCGCUUGCUGGGUUCAGGCCACACCAACAAGGGCAAGCAGAUUUGUGCGGUGUUGUCUCGGCUCUAGACAUGUUAAAUGAGGCUGCAGUCUAUUUUUCCAAACUCAACUGCAAGGAGCGCCUGCGAGACGUUCACUACCUGCAAGCUCAGCUCUACCAUUGUCUGGGACAAACGUCACAGCGCAACAAAAGUACCAUGCUCUUCCGCCUGCAGGACCAGGAGUUACAGUCCCCAGCUGCCUCACUCUCCAUGCGCCUCUAAGUCACACCACUAGAUGGCACUCAGACUCAAAACCUCUUUUGAGAAACUGCUUUAAUCCAGCCAUCCAUCCAUUUCCACCCCUUGUCCCUUUUGGUGUUGCAGGGGGUGUUGGAGUCCAUCUCAGCUGCAUCUUGUUUUGAAAUAAAUAUGAGGCAGUGCUUCAGUUGUGAGUAGAAGAAGACAAGGUCCACUUCCUCUUUAAUGGUGGACAGUCAGAGUUGUACAUGAUGGCUUGUGGAUAAACAACACGACUUAAUAGCUUGCAAACAACAGCAGCCUUGCUUUGUCAGACCAACUUUAUCAGCAGCUGUCAUGCUGCCGGGUUUUCGGGGCACGCUUAUUGAUGAAUGAAGGUAAUCAUGCCGGGCCGGCAGAUUCAUGGAGCGCCCGCAGAAUACUGAUGCUGUGUCCGCAGGAGGAAAUAGUCAUCCCAUUUAUAAUGUAGAGAACAUGACAUAAGAGCAGACGCUGGGUCUGGAUUGCUCUUAACUCUUUGUGUGAGGGCGAUUUGUGAUGAUAAUAACUAUGUUUUAUCACAGGACUCUUGUAGUUAUAUUGAGUGUCUUCUUUUGAAAAUAUAGUUUAAUCUUAUACUUUGUUUUCAUUAGUCUAACAAUAAAUUGUGUGGAGAACUUUGGCAGAUUUGUGCAUUCAAAGCCAUCCUUUCUGUUUA